AUGGAGGUUUAUAAUAUAACAGCAGAAGGAGUGUUGCCUGAUGGCAUAACAUCGUUUCGGUUUGGAGACCACGAUCAACCAAUAACAGAAGGAGCACUACCAAAUAGUUUAACAUCACUACAAUUUGGAUAUCGAUAUAAUCAACUAAUAGGAAAAGGAGUACUACCAAAUAGUUUAACAUCAAUACAAUUUGGAUAUGAUUAUAAUCAACCAAUAGCAGAAGGAGUACUACCAAAUAGUUUAACAUCAAUACAAUUUGGAUAUGAUUAUAAUCAACGAAUAACAAAAGAAGUACUACCAAAUAGUUUAACAUCAAUACAAUUUGGAUAUCGAUAUAAUCAACCAAUAACAAAAGAAGUACUACCAAAUAGUUUAACAUCGUUGCAAUUUGGACAUCAAUAUAAUCGACGAAUAACAAAAGAAGUACUACCAAAUGGUUUAACAUCAAUACAAUUUGGAAAUGGUUAUCAUCAACCAAUUGCAGAAGGAGUAUUACCAAAUAGUUUAACAUCGUUGCAAUUUGGACAUCAAUAUAAUCAACCAAUAGCAAUAGGAGUACUACCAAAUGGUUUAACAACAAUACAAUUUAGAUAUCGAUAUAAUCAACUAAUAGCUAAAGGAGUAUUACCAGAUAGUUUAACAUCAAUACAAUUUGGAUAUGAUUAUAAUCAACUAAUAGCAGAAGGAGUACUACCAAAUGGUUUAACAACAAUACUAUUUGGACAUCAAUAUGAUCAACUAAUAACAGAAGGAGCACUACCAAAUAGUUUAACAUCAAUACAGUUUGGAUAUCGAUAUAAUCAACCAAUAGCAGAAGGAGUACUACCAAAUAGUUUAACAACAAUACUAUUUGGACAUCAAUAUGAUCAACCAAUAACAGAAGGAGUACUACCAAAUAGUUUAACAUCGUUGCAACUUGGAUAUCGAUAA
Molecule: messenger RNA, 930 nt
Organism: Cavenderia fasciculata
Lineage: Eukaryota; Evosea; Eumycetozoa; Acytosteliales; Cavenderiaceae
Exons: 1
Coding region: 1-930 (309 amino acids)
Source: RefSeq, a predicted model, not a curated record